AAAACUGAAGCUGUUUGUCUGUCUUUCUAGUUCAUGCAAAGGGGUUUGGAUUCACAAACUAAAAAACAACUAGAAGAGGAAGAAAAGAAGAUAAUUAGUGAAGAACACUGGUAUCUUGAUUUACCAGAUCUAAAGGAGAAAGAGAGCUUUAUAAUAGAAGAGAGGAGCUUUAUGCCAUGUGAGGAUCUACUUUAUGGCAGAAUGUCCUUCAAAGGAUUCAAUCCAGAAAUUGAGAAGUUAAUGAUCCAAAUGAACUCUAGGUGCAAGGAAGAAGAAAUUGAAGUGGAUGAUAAAAUGGAGGCUGAUGUGUCAGAUGAAGAAAUGGCCAGAAGAUAUGAAACAUUAGUGGGAACGAUAGGGAAGAAAUUCUUGAGAAAAAGAGACCAGCGUGUACUCCAGGACGAAGAUGAAGAUGGGAGUAGUAACACAAGACCUAGCAAAAAAGCAAAGAAAAAGUUCUUAAAACCUCAGGAUUAAUGUCAACUGCACAACUGGAGCUAAUAGAAAUGUUAUCUACCAAAUAUACUAACACGAACUGGA
Messenger RNA from Aptenodytes forsteri (emperor penguin), 540 nucleotides. RefSeq names its product M-phase phosphoprotein 6 (gene MPHOSPH6). Bases 34 to 477 code for a protein of 147 amino acids. The record is from RefSeq and is a predicted model, not a curated record. Lineage: Eukaryota; Metazoa; Chordata; Aves; Sphenisciformes; Spheniscidae. Gene Ontology annotation, biological process: maturation of 5.8S rRNA. The transcript is spliced from 4 exons.